Messenger RNA from Rhododendron vialii, 1735 nucleotides. RefSeq names its product stearoyl-[acyl-carrier-protein] 9-desaturase, chloroplastic-like. Gene Ontology annotation, biological process: fatty acid biosynthetic process. NCBI's taxonomy places the organism in Eukaryota, Viridiplantae, Streptophyta, Magnoliopsida, Ericales, Ericaceae. Gene Ontology annotation, cellular component: chloroplast stroma. Bases 92 to 1279 code for a protein of 395 amino acids. The record is from RefSeq and is a predicted model, not a curated record. The transcript is spliced from 3 exons. Gene Ontology annotation, molecular function: stearoyl-[ACP] desaturase activity.
CUCUCUCUCUCUCUCUCUCUCUCUCUCUCUUCUCUUCUCUCUCCCUCUCUGAGAGGCAGUUACAGUUGAGAAAGUACAAAUUAAUCAAACAAUGGCUCUGAUUUCAAACCAAAUAGCCUUCCAGUCUCACAAGAUUCCGUCAUUUCCUCUUCUCGUAACUCAACCCCGUAGUCUCAGAACUCACAGAGUUUGCAUGGCGUCAACUUACGCUCCAAGUAAAGUUGAGAUCAAUCUAGAGAAGCCUUUCACUCCUCGGCGAGAGGCUCAUGCACAAGUGACUCAUUCCAUGCCUCCAGAGAAAAUGCAAAUUUUCAAAUCUUUAGACAAAUGGGCAGAGGAAAACAUCCUGAUUUACUUAAAGCACGUCGAGAAAAAUUGGCAGCCAAGCGAUUUGCUUCCCAACUCGAGCUCCGAAGGAUUCGAUGAGGAAGUGAAAGAGCUGAGGGAAAGAGCAAAGGAAAUUCCCGACGACUAUUUCGUGGUGUUGGUUGGGGACAUGAUCACCGAGGAAGCGCUUCCAACGUACCAAACGGCUCUCAAUACUUUAGAUGGGGUCCGAGAUGAGACGGGCGCGAGCCCAACUUCGUGGGCAGUUUGGACGCGGGGGUGGACUGCUGAAGAGAAUAGACAUGGCGACCUUCUUAAUAAGUAUCUUUACCUUUCUGGACGUGUUGACAUGAGGCAGACUGAGAAGACAAUUCAGUACUUGAUAGGAUCGGGAAUGGAUCCGCAAACUGAAAACAACCCGUAUCUUUGUUAUAUCUACACUUCCUUUCAAGAAAGAGCAACCUUUAUCUCUCAUGGGAACACUGCCAAGCUAGCCAAGCACCACGGAGACCUAAAACUGGCACAGAUCUGCGGCACCAUCGCGGCGGACGAGAAGCGCCACGAAACCGCCUACACCAGGAUCGUCGAGAAGCUCUUCGAGAUCGACCCAAACUACACCGUGUUGGCAUUCGCCGACAUGAUGAGGAAACGGAUCACGAUGCCGGCCCACUUCAUGUACGACGGCCAGGACGAAAACCUGUUCGACCACUUCUCUGCCGUGGCGCAGAGGCUCGGGGUUUACACUGCCAGGGACUACUGUGAUAUUUUGGAAUACUUUGUGGGUAGAUGGGAUGUGGAGAAGGUGACAGGGCUUUCAAGUGAGGGACGUAGAGCGCAAGACUAUGUGUGUGGGUUGCCUCAAAGGAUCAGGAAAAUAGAGGAGAGAGGUGCGAGUAGGAUUGGGAAGGCAUCCCCUGUUCCUUUCAGUUGGGUCUUCGGUAGAGAAAUAUAAGCUUUGUAAUCUCAAUCAUCCUACAGAUACACCUCUCGACCAUUUUCAGACACUCUUCUCUCACAAGCAGUAGAGCCGACUGCCUGUGAGGGAAGAGUGUCCAGAGAGUUGCCGAGGGGCGUGUCCCCAACAUUUCCGUUGUAAUCUAGCUUGUAGGUACAUGAUAUAUAUGUUCAUCAAUAAGCUUAGGAACACAACUCCCGGACCGGACGCAACUGUGUUUGGAGUCAUCUGAUGUAUAUGAGUCCACGUGCCUCGAACGGCUUUGGAUGCAGUUGGGUUUAGAGUUGUGUUUUAAAGUUGUGUUCCUAACAUUACUAUAACUUUAUCUAGCUAGGUAGCCAGCUAUGUGCUUGUUCUGUAAUCUGUACCCUUUUUUUUUAACCUCCUUUUAAUAUGUAAAAUGAUAAUGUCCUGAAUCUCUAUUAUUAAUCCUGCUUUUAUCGUUAAGUUGUA